AUGAAAACUAUCUUGUUUUAUUUCCUUUUCAGACGAUCUUCAAAUUCAACGGAAUUUAUGGAAGAGGAUAUAUAUAACUUGAAACGACGAGAACGAAGAGUACCAGUGGUUUUAAAUAAUAGUAACAACAAAGAUGGAGAAGGUGAAGAUAAUGACGACAAUAAAGAUGAAGAAUUUACUUAUCAUGAUAUGAAUUCUCAUGAAAGUUAUAAAUGCAUUGCUUCUUAUGUUUCUUUUACCGAAAACCAGGAAACACCUGAAACCCUUGAUGCCGAAGAAUACAUAUCACUUUAUGAAUCUGUCAAUAAUAUGAAAGAUACGUGA
Diversispora eburnea is the source of this 324-nucleotide messenger RNA. Lineage: Eukaryota; Fungi; Glomeromycota; Glomeromycetes; Diversisporales; Diversisporaceae. The record is from the annotation of a GenBank genome assembly.